Molecule: messenger RNA, 1533 nt
Organism: Coccidioides immitis RS
Lineage: Eukaryota; Fungi; Ascomycota; Eurotiomycetes; Onygenales; Onygenaceae
Product: rhomboid protein 2
Exons: 6
Coding region: 488-1294 (268 amino acids)
Cellular component (GO): membrane
Molecular function (GO): serine-type endopeptidase activity
Source: RefSeq, a predicted model, not a curated record
AAACCUCCAAGGACCCUGCUUUCUUGCAAUGUGGAUUUUCUUGCGUGGGAGAAUUGGCCUUUCUUUUGGUGGAGGAGAGACAUUCUUUAUUCUUCAGUCGCUAACGAGUUUCUCGAGGCCAAUUACGCAUUCACCAUCUGCCGUGCGUUCCCCUAUCGAAGUUGCUUGGAUUGGGAUGAGACGCUCAGGUUCGGAUGGGAUUAUCAACGCAGAGAUCUUAAAGUAAUAUAGGGAUAUUUCCUGUCGUAUUCGAUUCUAUUCAGAAUCCUUGGAUUGGCGGAGUGUGAGGUGCGUUCGCUUGCCAGAAAGCUCGACCACUUCUCCCGCCCAACUCUUUUCUCCCACCGCGAUUGUAUUACGGCCGACAUUAGUUUGUGCUUUUCGAAAGCACUCCAUCUUUGAUUAAUUUCCUUUCUUUAUUCUCCGAUCUACCUUCUCUAUCCGCAUCGUGCUCCGACACCCCUCCGUUCGACGGUCCGAAGAUAAAAUGCCGCUAGCAUUCCCCCCUCUCCCCUUCAGCCCUACACGGCUUCGAUCGUACAUACUCCGCCUCCCGCUUUUCACCAGAACUGUCCUAAUAGCUAUCGUCACCCUUUGCCUUUUGGAUUUACAGCCGGCAUGGAGCGUGGCGCGCUGGGGAGCAUUGAAGCCGAGUGAAGUUAGCCUUAUGAGCAUGCACCGUCUUAAUACGUAUCCAAUCGUCCACCAGGGGUUUAUUCACGCGUUUUUAAAUAUCUUGGCGCUGACGCCGCUGCUGGAGAGAUUCGAGGCUGAAUAUGGAACGCUUACUUCGCUGGCUAUGUUCUUUGGACCGCUAUCGACUUUCCCUGGAGGCUUAUAUAUACUCGUCGAGAAAUGUAUAUUCCGCCAAGAUACUGCUAUUUUAGGAUCAAGUAUUUGGGUGUUUUUGCUACUUGCAUCAGAAGCAAUGAAGACCUACGCUUCAAACCCUCACUUCAGUCUGGGGACGUAUAAGAUUCCAACGUGGGCAACGCCACUGAUUGGAACGAUCUUCGUUUCCGCAUUGAUUCCGAACACUAGUUUCGUGGGCCACUUGUGCGGAAUUGCCGUUGGAUACGCCCUCGGACUUGGCUACCUAAAAAUCCUUUUCCCUCCAGAGAAAAUCCUACGAUGGGUUGAAAGCAAAUUGAACCUUCUGGGGAUCCUCCCACACUACGUGUCGGUAGAUCAGAAAACGUAUGGGCGCUACGGAAUAUUGCCCACGGGCAAUUCUUCCAGUGGCCCGGGCACGACAAUGAGUUACUUUGGAUCUACUCAGCGUUUAGGGCCGUAAAUGGGUCUAUUUUGAAAAUGUCAGUCGCUCGGCAUUUUACUCCAUGCUUUUCACAAACAUUAGCUCCCGAUGCUGCCUUUGAUAUUGCAUCUGAAAAAGAAUAUUGAAGUGCGAUUAGAAAGGAUUGAGGAAGAGCAUACUCUUCAUGUAUAUGGUUAGCUGAACUGCGUACUUAUCUUUUUAAUAAUGAUCUAUGAAAAGUAAUUUCCCGACGGCGACGGAUCGGGUCCUUGCACAAA